This is a messenger RNA of Eurytemora carolleeae, 718 nucleotides long. RefSeq lists its product as uncharacterized. The coding region runs from base 38 to 505 and encodes 155 amino acids. The transcript has 3 exons. The record is from RefSeq and is a predicted model, not a curated record. NCBI's taxonomy places the organism in Eukaryota, Metazoa, Arthropoda, Copepoda, Calanoida, Temoridae.
CAAACAGAAGAGUGAAGUGCCUUCCAAGCUCCAGACCAUGUGGAUACCUAUGAAGAUUCACUAUGUGACUGUUGUUCUGAUUCUGGGGUCUUGUAAACCUUAUUCAACAAAAUAUUAUCUUAUUGAUACAAUUCAGAGAGCAGGGGAGAGUGGAAGAAACCCUUCUGAAGGAUAUUCCAACCCUGUAGCAGUUGUCAAACCAGCCAUGCCAUCAAAACAAACUAAUGGAUCAGAUUAUGGAAAUAUCAAUUUUAAAAAUGAAUAUGAAUCAUAUGAAGAGGACUACCCUAAGUUUACAAAACACAAUUCCUUUAAAUCUUAUGAUGACGAUGAACAAUAUGAAGAGGAACCUCAAUCACCUGCUGAUGAUGUUUCUAAUGAACAAUAUAGAGAAGAUACUGAAAGCUUGAAUCAUGGUCCAAAUGGAAAAUUUGAAUAUGAGUCUGAUGAACAAAACUUUCAGAGGCCUAGUCAGGGAGGGGGUGGAGGAGGCUAUGGGCGCUAAACCCCCCUGAACCAGUGAAAUCUAUGGAUUUCAGUGGAUUUCCAGGCCUCAACAGAAGUGUUGAGCCCCCCCUGAAAAGACAAAAAAAUUAGAGCCCCCACCCUGGAGAAAGUCCUGACAACAUCUCUGGAAUCUUAAAAGAUCACUUUCAAAAUAAGACACAUAAUAAUUUUCCACUAUGAAUCUAUUUAAUAAAUACUUCCAUUUAGUUUA